Molecule: messenger RNA, 231 nt
Organism: Medioppia subpectinata
Lineage: Eukaryota; Metazoa; Arthropoda; Arachnida; Sarcoptiformes; Oppiidae
Source: the annotation of a GenBank genome assembly
AUCAGUACGAGUCACUUAUCACUUCACGAUCCCGACGCCGAGUUUGCCGACGCGGACGCACCCGAGUUUGACGAACCGUUGCCGGCGUUGGGAACCGCCAAAGCUCUCUAUGUUUUUGAAGCUCAAAGUGAAGGCUCAAUACCGAUGGGUGAGAACGAAGAGUUCGAAGUGGUAGAGCUGGAUCAGGGAGACGGGUGGACACGAGUCCGACGCCGAGACCACGAAGAAGAA